Molecule: messenger RNA, 1473 nt
Organism: Phialemonium atrogriseum
Lineage: Eukaryota; Fungi; Ascomycota; Sordariomycetes; Cephalothecales; Cephalothecaceae
Exons: 3
Coding region: 1-1473 (490 amino acids)
Biological process (GO): intracellular mRNA localization
Cellular component (GO): ribonucleoprotein complex; endoplasmic reticulum; nuclear outer membrane-endoplasmic reticulum membrane network
Molecular function (GO): mRNA binding
Source: RefSeq, a predicted model, not a curated record
AUGGCUGAAUCCAACGAUGCUGCUGCCCCGGCAGCCAAGCUUGUUAAGCCCAAUGUCGAACUCUUCAAUGAGCAGGUCGCCAAGGCUGAGAAAGAGUACAAUGAUGCCAUGUCUAGAUAUAAUGCCAUCAAGGCCAAGGUUGAACUUGCCCAGCCAAACAACAGGAACAAGGAUACCCAGAACCCAACCCAGAAGCGCCGGCAGGAACUGAUCACCCAGGCCAACGAGAUCCGCCAGAAGCAGGCUGGCGGCAAGAAUGCCCGCAGUGGCAAGCUGGAACAGAUCAAGCGCCUCGAUGAGCAGGUCCGCAGUCGCAUUGCUGAGCAGAAGACCGCCCGGGGCAAGGUGUCCUUCAAGAGCGCCGAGGAUGUCGACCGCGAGAUUCAGAGGCUCGAUAGCCAGGUCAAUAGCGGCAUGAUGAAGCUUGUCGACGAGAAGAAGGCCCUCGCAGAGAUUUCGAACCUCCGCAAGGUGCGCAAGAACUUCUCCCAGUUCGAUGAUUCGCAGAAGCAGAUCGACGACCUGCGCGCCAAGAUCAAGGAAAUCAAGGACAGCAUGGACGACCCCGAGGCCAAGGCCCUGAGCGAACAGUACUCCAAGAUCCAGGCCGAACUCGACGCCAUCAAGGCCGAGCAAGACGAAGUAUACAAAAACUUGUCGGGCCUGCGCGACGAGCGAUCCAAGCUCCAGGCUGAGCAACAGCAGAAAUUCCAGGCCAUUCGCAAACUGAAGGACGAAUACUACACUCAGAAGAAGGCAUUUGAGCAGCACGAGCGCGAGGCCCGCCAGCGUGCUCGGGAACGGCACCAGUCCGAGCGGGACCGCAUUGCCAAGGAGCGGAAGAUGGAGCGUGCCCAGAAGCUGCUUACCGAGGCCAGCGACCCUGCGUACCUGGAGGAAAUCCGCCGGGCUAAUAGCCUGCUGCAUUUCUUCGACCCUUCACACCAGGCAGCCGACGAGAAGUCUCCUCUGCUCGCCAGCAAGGGCCUGAGCGCCCAGGCGCAACGAAAGGUUGACGACGCAAACAUCAAGGGCACCAAGCUCCUUCGGAAGGAGGAUCGCGAAGACGAGUACCUACCCGCCGUGAAGAAGGGCAAGAAGAGCAAGAAGACGGGCCCCGCAGAGUCGUCCGCAAAGUUCUUCAACUGCCCCCCCUCCGUCAUUGAGGAUUGCGCAUUCGUCGGUGUCGACCCGCCUAUGGGCUCUGCCGAUGUCCCCACCGUUAUUGAGAAGGUCAAGGCCAAGCUGGACCACUGGAAGGCUGACCAAACUGAGCAGACCAAUCGGAACAUAGAGAAGGCCAAGAAGGAGAUUGAACGUCUGGAAGCCGCAGAGGCGGCUGAAUCGUCCGGCACCGCCACCACCACUACCAACGGUGCCAACGGCAAGAAGAGCGAGGACAAGCCUGUGGCUGAAGUGACGGCUGACCUAAAGGAAACCUCGAUCGCAGAUAAGGAAGAGGUGAAGGCGUAA